CAUUAGGUCAUCAGUUUGAAUCUCAGUAGUCAAGAAAAAAAUGGCUGGCAAGAGGAAACUCCUGGAACUUUAAGGGACAUGGAUCUGGGGCUGAAGUCUCUAUAGGAAAACCUACCAGGGUAGAAGUCUCUGCAUCACCGCUGCCUCCCUACGAAGGUUGGGCUGCUUUCCAUCCAGCAUCGCACGUCCUAACUGAAAAAGGCAGAAACUCUCCAGAUGUCUUCCGAAAAUGACCAAGUUUUAAUCCGAAUGCCACGAAGAAACACCAGUGACCUCUCCAAGAUGACCUCCAACAACCAGAAGACCUUUACUGAAGUAGCUGUGUUAAGUUUUCAUAACAUUUACUAUCGAGUGAAAGUGAAGAGUGGCUUUCUUUUUGGUCGAAAAACAGUUGAGAAGGAAAUACUAACAAAUAUCAAUGGCAUCAUGAGACCUGGCCUCAAUGCCAUUCUGGGACCCACAGGUGGAGGCAAAUCUUCGUUGUUAGAUAUCUUAGCUGCAAGGAAAGAUCCGAAGGGAUUAUCUGGAGAUGUUCUGAUAAAUGGAGCACCUCGACCUGCCAAUUUCAAAUGUAAUUCAGGUUAUGUGGUACAAGAUGAUGUCGUGAUGGGAACUCUGACAGUGAGAGAAAAUUUACAGUUCUCAGCAGCUCUCCGGCUUCCGACAACCAUGACGAGUCAUGAAAAAAAUGAGCGAAUUAACAAGGUCAUUCAGCAGUUAGGUCUGGAUAAAGUGGCAGAUUCCAAGGUUGGAACUCAAUUUAUACGUGGUGUAUCUGGAGGAGAAAGAAAAAGGACUAGUAUUGGAAUGGAACUUAUUACCGAUCCAGCCAUCUUGUUCCUGGAUGAGCCCACCACUGGCUUAGAUUCAAGCACAGCAAAUGCUGUCCUUUUGCUCCUGAAGAGGAUGUCUGAACAGGGACGAACAAUCAUCUUCUCCAUUCAUCAGCCUCGUUAUUCUAUCUUCAAGCUGUUUGAUAGCCUCACCUUGUUGGCCUCAGGAAAAUUAAUGUUCCACGGGCCUGCCCAGGAGGCCUUGGGAUACUUUGCGUCAGUAGGUUACCAGUGUGAGCCUUAUAAUAACCCUGCAGACUUCUUCCUGGAUGUCAUUAAUGGAGAUUCCUCUGCUGUGAAACUGAACAGAGAGGACCAAGACGGUGAACUCAAGGAGACUGAAGAACCUUCCAAGAGAGGUACUCCACUCAUAGAAAAAAUAGCUGAGUUUUAUGCCAACUCUGACUUCCACAGAAAAACGAAAGAUGAGUUAGAUGAAAUCCUAAAGGGUCAGAAAAGGAAGAGCUCAGCCUUAAAGGAGAUCACCUAUGCCACCACCUUCUGUCAUCAACUCAGAUGGAUUUCCAAGCGUUCAUUCAAAAACUUACUGGGUAAUCCCCAGGCCUCUGUAGCUCAGAUAAUUGUAACAAUCAUCCUGGGAUUGGUUAUAGGUGCCAUUUUCUAUGAUCUAAAAAAUGAUCCUACAGGAAUCCAGAAUAGGUCAGGGGUGCUCUUCUUCCUGACGACCAACCAGUGUUUCAGCAGUGUGUCAGCUGUGGAGCUCUUUGUGGUCGAGAAGAAGCUCUUUAUACAUGAGUAUAUCAGUGGAUACUACAGAGUGUCAUCUUAUUUCUUUGGAAAACUGUUAUCUGAUUUACUACCCAUGAGGAUGUUACCAAGUAUUAUAUUUACUUGUAUAAUAUACUUCUUGUUAGGCUUGAAACCAGUUGUGGAGGCCUUCUUCGUCAUGAUGUUCACCCUAAUGAUGGUGGCUUAUUCGGCCAGUUCUAUGGCACUGGCCAUAGCAGCAGGCCAGAGUGUGGUAUCCAUAGCGACACUUCUCAUGACCAUCUCCUUUGUGUUUAUGAUGAUAUUUUCGGGGCUGUUGGUAAAUCUCAGAACCGUUGCGCCUUGGCUUUCCUGGCUUCAGUACUUCAGCAUUCCUCGAUAUGGCUAUGCGGCUUUGCAGCAUAAUGAAUUUUUGGGACAAAACUUCUGCCCAGGAGUCAACGUAACAGGGAAUGAUACCUGUAGCUAUGCGAUAUGUACUGGCGAAGAAUUUUUGCUCAACCAGGGCAUCGAUAUCUCCCCAUGGGGCCUGUGGAAGAAUCAUGUAGCCUUGGCAUGUAUGAUUGUUAUCUUCCUUACAAUUGCCUACCUAAAAUUGUUAUUUCUUAAAAAAUAUUCCUAAAUUCCCCUUUAAUUUACAUGAUUGAUCCAUACAUUAAAAAGGGAGCGUCUUGACAUUUUAAGUUUU
Lontra canadensis (Northern American river otter) is the source of this 2250-nucleotide messenger RNA. RefSeq names its product ATP binding cassette subfamily G member 2 (Junior blood group) (gene ABCG2). Lineage: Eukaryota; Metazoa; Chordata; Mammalia; Carnivora; Mustelidae. Bases 217 to 2184 code for a protein of 655 amino acids. Gene Ontology annotation, cellular component: plasma membrane. Gene Ontology annotation, molecular function: ABC-type transporter activity; ATP hydrolysis activity; ATP binding. The record is from RefSeq and is a predicted model, not a curated record. The transcript has 17 exons.